Molecule: messenger RNA, 846 nt
Organism: Lachancea thermotolerans CBS 6340
Lineage: Eukaryota; Fungi; Ascomycota; Saccharomycetes; Saccharomycetales; Saccharomycetaceae
Gene: SWP1
Product: dolichyl-diphosphooligosaccharide-protein glycotransferase
Exons: 1
Coding region: 1-846 (281 amino acids)
Biological process (GO): protein N-linked glycosylation
Cellular component (GO): oligosaccharyltransferase complex; membrane
Source: RefSeq, a predicted model, not a curated record
AUGCUUUUCAAACAAAUAGCUUUAGCCGCUCUUUUGGGAGUAACAUCGGUUCUGGCCCUGUCUGCGAAGCAGCCUCAUGUUGCUUUCGUCACUUCUAAACAACAACCAGUUGCACUACGUACAAUCUCGGACCAGUUUCAGAAAUUCGAUAAACCGCUAGUCGUCGAGAGGCAAAACGAUACCAUUGAGUUUGCUUUUUCCAUCGAAAGGGAGCAGAAGCCUCAGCAUGCGUCUCUUGCCCUGGGCCUUGUUGAGCGUGGGAUUGAGGCUCAUUACAGUCCCAUAAUAAAAGACAACGAAAAAGAAGGCAUGUCAACCUACAAGUUUAGGAUUCCAAUCGAAAGACUAUCCGACAGCUUGCUUCACUACGGCGCCGAACUACAUGAACCAUUAACUGCAUCUUUGCUUUUGGCUAACAAGAACGGUGGCUCUGAUAACGUAUUUGUCGAGCUCUUUGACCUUUCGCUUGCAUUUGAGAUUAAUAGAAAACUUUCUCUCCCAGCUAGAUUCCAGCCUUUGCCGGAGAUCAAGCACAUUUUCAAUGCUCCUCCUACCAUCGUGUCUUCAUGGUUUGCACAAAUGUUUUCCUUCAUCAUCUUAGGGUGCGUUCUAUCGCUGUUGCUGGUGUGGUUAAAGGCAGGGAUUUUUUCUUCAGCAAAGCUUCCUCUAAACACCGUCAUUGCCAUUUACUAUCUAGGAUUUGUUGGUGCGAUCAUUGGUUUGGAGUAUGUGUUCACGCAGUACUAUUUGGGUGCCAGCAUUUUCAAAACGCUUGAAAACGCCUUUUAUGUGUCUGCCCCCGGUUUGCUCAUAGGCUGCAAAUUGCUAGUGUCCUUGACCAAAUGA